CGAUCUUUUGUGACCAUAUCAGGAACCCGGAACCCGCGCACCUGUAAGCUGACGUCAUAGGCUGAAAGUACCUGCAGCAACUCGUCCAGCUGAACCCCCUCAGUGACUGAAACUACCUUCAGCAGACAAGACAAAGGAGACGCCACGACGACAUUAUCGUGAAGGAAUAUAUUUAUCAAUUCUUUCAUUGAGGGCUUUCACUCCGAGGAAUAUUUCAACAAGAUUUACAGACUGAUGGGGACCGCUGGGUUUGCGGUUUUGGCCAUUUUAAUCGUCGUUUCACAGGCUUCAGCUGAACAGACUGCUGAGGAGCCAACAUGUGUGCCUGGAUUCAUGUCAGAUAUGAUGAUUAUCAAAGUGAACAGAAAGCAUCUGGGACAAGGCAUGAAACUUGGCAGAGUGGGCUUCACUGACUGCACAGACAUCUCAAGAGUCCUGUUCUUCAGUGUUGACAGCCGGUUCACAAUUCAACGAGAUGGCACAUUGAAGGUGAACAGACCAGUUGUUCUUCAUGAAGGACACUUAGACAUCUUAAUAAAGCUCACAGACAUGCGUGGUCACAAAAUGACUGUUACUGUCAGGGUUGUGCACAGUGGGCAUCACCAUGAGCAACAGCAUGGGCACCAUCAUGAACAACACCAUAGGGAUCACCAAGAGCAUCAAAAUGGGCAUCACCACGAGCAACAGCAUGGGCACCACCAUGAUGGUGAUCACCAAGAGCAUCAAAAUGGGCAUCACCACGAGCAACAGCAUGGGCACCACCAUGAUGGUGAUCACCAAGAGCAUCAAAAUGGGCAUAAACAUGGACAACCUCAUGAGCAUCAACAUGGGCACCAUCAUGGGGAUCAUCCAGAGCAUCAACAUGGACACCAUCAUGGGGAUCACCAAGAGAAUCAUAAUGGUAGUCACCAUGGACAACAUCACAAGCAUAAACAUGGGCAUGAGAACCACCAAAAUGUUGAGCAACACCAUGGAGACAAAAAACAUCAAAAUGAACAGCCACAACUUCCUGAAGAGGCCCCUACUGAUAUCACAGAGAGUACAGAGGAACCGCCAGUCCCUGUUCUGCUUUUCCCCAAGUCGAGUAAAGGGUUGAGCAGGAGGAAGAGAGACUGGGUUAUUCCUGAAAUCAGUAUUUCAGAGAAUGACAGAAGACAAUAUCCCAUCAAAGUAUCUCAAAUCCGUUCCAAUGAGGAUAAAUCAAAGAAGAUCUAUUACAGCAUCACUGGUCCAGGAGCUGAUCAACCGCCUGUUGGGCUUUUUAACAUGGAUCGUACCACGGGUAAUCUGUAUGUUACACAACCUCUGGACAGAGAGUUUCAAGAUAAGUACCGGUUUCAAGCGUAUGCUGUGGCUGAGGGCGCAGGAAAUGCAGAGGAGCCUAUGGAAGUUGUUGUAAAUGUUAUUGACCAGAAUGACAACCCACCAGAAUUUAAUAAAACCACCUUCGUUGGAGAAGUUCCUGAAGCCUCAAAAAUAGAUUAUGAGAUUAUUCAAGUGGGGGCAACAGAUAAGGAUCAAGAGAAAACCGACAACUCAGAUCUCCGCUACCGUAUUUUGGAUCAGGAUCCAAAGAUGCCCAGUGAUGACUUGUUUAUCAUCAACCAACUUACUGGAUGGAUCAGAGUCCUUGCUGGUGGUUUAGACAGAGAGAAAUACCCAAAGUACACUCUGAGGGUACAAGUGGCCGACAUGAGAGGAGAAGGCCUGACUUCGGAAGCGAAAGUAAUCCUUACCGUCACGGAUAGCAACGACAAUGCUCCAGUCUUCGCACAGUCCACUUAUUCGACAUCAGUUGAAGAAAAUAAAGCGGACACUCGGAUCGCGACAUUGGCAGUAACAGAUGGUGACGAGCCACAUUCCCCAGCCUGGAAUGCGAAGUUCAAGAUUGUUGAUGGUGAUCCUGGAGGAUUAUUUAUUAUCAAAACAGGAACUAACAAACAGGAAGGAAUCAUUUCAACCACCAAGGGCCUUGACUUUGAGAUGAGCGCCAAGCACACUCUGCUGGUUGAAGUGGAGAAUGACGUUCCUUUUGCCACUUCACUGCCCACUUCCACCGCCACCGUGGUGGUCGAUGUAGUGGACGUAAAUGAAGCUCCCAUCUUUGAUCCAAUCGUAAAGACUGUGUCAAAACAGGAAGAUCUUGCUCUCGGAGCCGAUGUGGUGCAGUACACUGCUUCUGAUCCAGAUACUGCACGGAAACAGAAAGUCACGUAUAAAAUAAUUCGUGACCCUGCAGGCUGGCUGGACGUGAACAAAGAUACAGGAAUGAUUAAGGUUAAAAGUUCAAUGGACAGGGAGGCCCUCUUUGUUAAGGAGGGCAAAUACACAGCACUCAUCGGUGCUUAUGACAAUGACGACGUCCCAGCCACCGGAACGGGUACUCUUUUGAUCCAGCUUGAAGAUGUCAAUGACAAUGCACCUACCAUUGUUAAUCGCACAAUCAGGGUUUGUAACAAGAAAACGGCUCCCCAGCUGUUGUCAGUGACUGAUAAAGAUGGACCCGGCUUUGCUGCUCCUUAUUCCGUCUCCUUAGACGGCCCGUCAAAGACCAACUGGACUGCAAGGAUGAACGAAACUAAAACGGGCAUCAUCCUGAAUCUAGGCACUGAGCUGCCCACAGGAGAGUACACUGUAGUGCUGAGGGUUUCAGACAACCAUGGCAUGCAUCAGGAAAGCACAGUACAGGCUAUAGUGUGUGACUGCUCUGGGGAAGAAGUGGCCUGCAAAGACAUAACAAAAACAGCUGGUAACGACCUGCCUGUAAUCCUGGGAAUACUGGGAGGAAUCCUGUUGCUGCUCAUGUUGGUCUUGCUGCUGCUGCUGCUCGCCAGACGCAGAAAAGGAGAGAAGAAUGUGCCUCUACUGCAGGAUGACGAUAUCAGAGACGACAUCUAUUACUAUGAUGAGGAGGGAGGUGGAGAGGAUGAUCAGGACUUUGAUCUGGGUAUUCUCCACCGUGGUCUGGACAACCGGCCUGAUGUAUUCAGGAACGACGUGAUGCCAAACUUCAUGCCGGCUCCUCAGUACCGGCCUCGCCCUGCCAACCCAGACGAAAUUGGCAACUUCAUUGAUGAUAACCUGAAGGCGGCUGACAAUGACCCGACAGCGCCCCCCUAUGACUCCCUGCUGGUGUUUGACUACGAAGGGGGCGGCUCUGACGCAGGCAGCCUGUCAUCUCUGAACUCGACAAGCAGCGGAGACCAGGACUACGACUGUCUCGAUGAAUGGGGGCCGCGCUUCAAGAAGCUGGCUGACAUGUACGGAGGAGGAGAAGACGACAUGCUGUAAAUCUUUCUAAGAACAAUAUGGAAGGGUGGAUGUUAGAUUGACGUAGGCAUGAACUGAUUAAUGGAUGCAUCCCAGGGAAACCACUAUCAGCCACACAUCAGUAGGCCUGCACAUGUUUUUGUUCAGUGUGAGGAUUGUGUCUCAGUUAAGUCCUAUAUGCAGUGAACUGCUCGGAAGCCAAAGGAUGAGUUUCUUUUCUUUUUUUUUUUGCUUGAGUUUCCCACAUGAAUGGUUAAACUCUGUCUGCCUGUCCUUUAGAUCCUGUUUGACUUCUGGGCUGAAGUCAAACUUCACUACUUGUGUUUACUUCUCUUCUUUGAGUUCUGGAGUCACAUCAUCUGUCUCAAUGUUGGUUUCAAGAGUCUCCAGGUGAUAUUUCAGUCUACGUUGUGUCUUUCUGGGGGAAACAGGACACGCAAGCAGAUGUUUGCAGUUGCACUGGUUAUGCUUGUGUAAUCCCGGCAAUGUAUGGUACUUUACAUUUGUUCUGUUGUUUUUGUUUUCUUUGUGGAGAUUGUACUACUGCUUCAAUUUAAUGUCAUUGUUUUUUUUGUUUGAGGAAUGAAAUGACAAGUGAUUAAAAUAAAAAGAAUCCAGGUAGCCAGCCAGUGCCGCAUUACCUCUGAGGGUGUGCUCAAUGAGUUAUAAAUAAAUGCUUUUUUAAAAAUGUUUAACUGUCCGCUCAGCUGACAUCUUCUCCAGAUUGUAAUGUCAAAAACUUUCUGCAGUUUCCUCUAAAGGUACUUUAUGACACGCUUUGUUCAUUUUGAAUUUUUUAUAAAGUUAUCUUAAUACAA
Messenger RNA from Labrus mixtus (cuckoo wrasse), 4088 nucleotides. RefSeq names its product cadherin-1-like. The record is from RefSeq and is a predicted model, not a curated record. Gene Ontology annotation, molecular function: calcium ion binding; cadherin binding. Bases 235 to 3291 code for a protein of 1018 amino acids. Gene Ontology annotation, biological process: adherens junction organization; calcium-dependent cell-cell adhesion; multicellular organism development. Gene Ontology annotation, cellular component: cytoplasm; plasma membrane; adherens junction. NCBI's taxonomy places the organism in Eukaryota, Metazoa, Chordata, Actinopteri, Labriformes, Labridae. The transcript is spliced from 18 exons.